Molecule: messenger RNA, 2970 nt
Organism: Morus notabilis
Lineage: Eukaryota; Viridiplantae; Streptophyta; Magnoliopsida; Rosales; Moraceae
Product: probable LRR receptor-like serine/threonine-protein kinase At3g47570
Exons: 5
Coding region: 1-2970 (989 amino acids)
Biological process (GO): protein phosphorylation
Molecular function (GO): protein binding; protein kinase activity; ATP binding
Source: RefSeq, a predicted model, not a curated record
AUGGAACUCUCCGCCGGCAUCAGUUUAGUUAUGUUAUGGUCCUUUUACAUGCAACUUUUUCUGUUCACAUCAGCCUUCUCCAAAAUUGGAGGCAACAACACCGAUAGGCUCUCCCUGCUUGAGUUCAAGGCUAAUGUGAUCGAUCCUCUUGGAGUUCUGAAUUCUUGGAAUGAAUCUCUCCAUUUCUGUGAGUGGCAGGGCGUUACUUGUGGUCGUCGACACCAGAGGGUCACUAAGUUGGAACUCAGUUCGAGUAAUCUUGGGGGCUAUCUAUCUCCUCAUAUUGGAAAUUUGAGCUUUAUGAGAGGAUUAGAGCUUCAAAACAAUAGCUUCAGCAAGGAAAUCCCAGAAGAAAUUGGCCAUUUGUUUCGGCUUCAAUGGUUAUUCCUCUAUAACAACUCCUUCAGUGGCAAGAUUCCACUCAACAUUACAGUGGUGAAAUUCCUAAAAGGCAUUGGUUCACUAUACAAUCUUAGGACACUAUCUCUAGAAGCGAACAACUUACAUGGUGAAAUACCAACCUUCAUUGCUAAUGUCUCUAACUCACUUGAGGAUUUCUUAGUUAGACUGAAUAAUUUCCAUGGAAACAUUCCAAACAUCCUUGGUCAGAUGAAAAGACUGGACAUACUUGAAGGAAAUAUUCCUCAAAACUUGUUUCAUCCAAACCUUGAAGUGUUCUUCAUCCAUUUUAACAAAUUUGGCGGACAAGUUCCUCUUAUCUCUAAUGCAACAAAACUUAUUAACUUCGAGAUCGGAAAUAAUCACUUUACUGGAAAAGUUCCCGACUUUCCAAGUCUUCCCCAUUUGAGGAGUAUAGGACUUAAUCGUAAUAAUCUCGGACAUCAGAAGAAUGGUGACUUGAAUUUUAUGUCUUCUGUGGUCAACUGCACGAACUUGGAACUUUUCGGAAUUGAAGACAACAAUUUUGGUGGAACGUUACCAGAAUGUAUGUGCAACUUCUCAACAAAGCUUUCGUACGUGACGAUGGGAAGGAACCAGAUUAAGGGAAGGAUUCCAACUAGGAUUGAGAAUCUUGUCAACUUACAGCUAUUGGGCAUAGAGACUAAUCAAUUGGUUGGUCCUAUACCUGGAUCGAUAGGUAAACUUCAAAAAUUGUUUGGCCUUAAUUUUCAUAAUAAUAAGCUCUCAGGUGCCAUCCCAUCUUCGUUGGGAAAUUUAACGUCAUUAGGUGAGUUAAUUCUCAAGUCCAACAACUUACAGGGAAGAAUACCAUCCAGUCUUGGAAAAUGCAAGUAUUUGGUGGCCUUGACUCUUUCUCAGAACAAUCUUACUGGUCCUAUUCCAAAAGAAGUGAUUUCUUUGUCAUCCCUUUCUCGAUUUCUUGAUUUAUCUCGGAACUAUUUUACUGGUUCUAUCCCUAAUGAAGUGGGAAAAUUGUCAAAUCUCGGCUAUUUGGAUAUUUCAGAGAAUAGGUUGUCUGGAAAGAUUCCAAACACUCUUGGUAGCUGUGAAAGCAUGGAGUACUUGAAUUUACAGGGGAACUUAUUGCAAGAGAACAUUCCUCAGUCCUUUUAUUUCUUGAAAGGGAUUCAAGAAAUUGACCUUUCUCGCAACAAUUUGUCCGGUGAAAUUCCAAAGUAUCUGGAGGGAGAGGUACCUACCCAAGGAGUUUUCACAAACACAAGUGCCUUUUCUGCCGUGGGAAAUACGAGGCUUUGUGGAGGUAGACCACAACUAAAUCUACCGAAAUGCCCCUCAAGUUUGAAUAAGAAGGCCAAAUUAUCUACUAAGCAUAAGUUGAUUGUCUCAGUUGUAUGUGGACUUGUUGCAAUAAUUCUUUUAGCUCUGUUUUCCGUGCUUCUAUCUCGGGCAAGGAAAAGAAACGCGAAAUCAACUUUGGGAUCACCAUUUGGGAUUUCUUUCUUGGAAGUGUCAUAUGGAGAUCUUCUCAAAGCAACUGAUGGCUUUUCUUCAGCAAAUUUGAUUGGCGCCGGAAGUUUUGGGUCUGUUUAUAAGGGAAUCCUAAAUCAAGAGAAAACAUUAGAUGUGGCUGUGAAAGUACUAAACCUUCAAACCUCAAGGGCGUUGAAAAGUUUCAUCGCAGAAUGCAAAGUCCUGAAGAACAUUAAGCAUCGAAAUCUCCUCAAACUUCUCACAGCAUGUUCAAGUAUUGAUUUCCAAGGGAACGAUUUCAAAGCUCUGGUGUAUGAGUUUAUGGUCAAUGCGAGUCUAGACGAGUGGUUGCAUCCUCGUCAAGGAUUGAAUUCGGAAGAAGAGCGGCAUUUGAAUCUUAUCCAACGAAUAAACAUUGCUAUUGAUGUGGCGAAUGCUCUGGAUUACCUACACCGUCAUUGUCAUGAGCCAAUAGUUCACUCCGACUUAAAGCCAAGUAACAUUCUCUUGGAUGGUGACAUGACUGCCCGUGUUGGAGAUUUCGGAUUGGCAAGGUUCCUCAUGGAUCCGUCUCAUUUAUUUUCUUCACAUCAAAGCAGCUCCAUUGGAAUAAGAGGCUCCAUCGGCUAUAUUGCCCCAGAAUAUGUAAUGGGCGGUGAGAUAUCAAGAGACGGCGACGUCUAUAGCUAUGGGAUUCUUUUGUUGGAGAUGUUCACAGGAAAGCGACCAACAGAUGAAAUGUUCAAAGAUGAUUUCAAUCUCCAUAACUUUGUCAAAAUGUCAUUGCCAGAAAAACUUGCUCAUGUAGUGGACUCGUCUCUCCUGAUCGGAACCGAUCAAGUGGAAGAAGGAGCAGCAACGACAAGCGAUGUUGGUGACCGUGAGAUUGAUCAUAUUGAAGAAAUCAGCAUCAACAAUUUCCAGAAUGUUCCAAAUUGUCGUCUGAUCUUGAACACGAAUCUUGGGAAAUGCUUGCAUUCGGUCCUCAAGAUUGGAAUUUCCUGCUCAAAAUUGACCUCAACAGAAAGGAUGAAUAUGGGAGAUGUGGUCAAGGAGCUACUACAUGUCAAAACUGCUUAUAUGGCUGCUCAGACUGAGAACCGUGGUGAUCAGUAG